Molecule: messenger RNA, 435 nt
Organism: Penicillium verrucosum
Lineage: Eukaryota; Fungi; Ascomycota; Eurotiomycetes; Eurotiales; Aspergillaceae
Exons: 2
Coding region: 1-435 (144 amino acids)
Source: RefSeq, a predicted model, not a curated record
AUGUAUACAAUCCGCCACGCAUUCAUCAUCCUGGGUACACUACAAGUCAAGUUGCUUGACCCGGAGAUCAAGAGACAGCUUCGAGAGUUGCAGGACCUUUAUACAAGCGAUGACUUGGAAGAUGAUAACGAUGAUUCUCUCCUGAGAAGCGUUGGUCGUCUCAACAGAGGUACAAAACGCCCACAUCCAGGGCCCGAGGAUGGGAACAAUGCCGGACCUCGCGGUAGCGUCCAUGGAAACCCAGAUGAUGGUGUAUGGCCUGGUGAUCCGCAGACAAGACCAAAGGAUGGGCAGGAUUGUUUGGGUGGCUCUGCCAAAAGACUCAAGCGCGGCUGUCGCUCCGUGGACGAGACAGCUUUGGCCUGUCAUGAUCACCUCCUCCUCGCACCGCAUCAUGCAAUUCGCAUCCGCUCGCACUUUAUGGCUCCGGCAUAA